UGCAGAGUAUAGGACUGAGGACAUAAAUUCUACAUAUUCUUUAAAAAAGACUGGCUGAGUCCUGCUGUCUACAUAGAGGAAUCUUCCUGAUGUGGCUCCCUGUGCUGGUGGUGUUGGUCCUCAUCCUCCUGUACAGAUGGUACAGGCAGAGUCAAAUACUGGAGAAUCUCACAGAUAAAUAUGUCUUCAUUACCGGAUGUGACUCUGGAUUUGGGAACCUGUUGGCGAAGCAGCUGGAUAUACUUGGAAUGAGGGUUCUGGCUGCCUGUCUGAUGAAGACAGGAGCUGAGAACCUGAUGAAGGAGACCUCCAGCAGACUGCAGACUGUAAUACUGGAUGUCACUGACAGUCAGAGUGUGAUCUCUGCUGCGGAAUGGGUGAAGGAAAUUGUUCGAGAUAAAGGUCUCUGGGCCAUUGUGAAUAAUGCAGGGAUUGCUUUUCCUAUUUCUCCCAAUGAAUGGCUGACCAAAGAGGAUUUUUUAAAAAUUUUGAAUGUGAAUUUGCUGGGACUUAUAGAUGUUACUCUAAAGAUGCUGCCCCUGAUCCGGAGAGCCCGGGGAAGAGUGGUCAACAUUUCAAGCAUUUCUGGUAGAUUGUCUUUUAGUGGUGGAGGAUACAGCAUCUCUAAAUAUGGAGUGGAGGCAUUCUCAGACAGUCUCCGCCGUGAGAUGAUCCAAUUUGGUGUGAAGGUCUGUAUCGUGGAGCCUGGUUCUUUCAAAACAGAAAUCGUUAAUUCAGGCACAAUAGAAGGAAAAUUGAAAGAACUUUAUGAGAAGGUCCCAGAAGAUAUCCUCAAAUUAUAUAGCCAAAAUUAUGAAACCUUUCGCAAGGAAUAUCUUGAUGGCUUUUCAAAGGCAAACCCGAACAUUCACCUGGUCACAGAUUGUAUACAGCAUGCUCUGACUGCUGUCUACCCACAGACACGCUACUCUGCUGGCUGGGAUGCCAAACUCAUCUUAUUACCGCUUUCAUACUGUCCCACUGCAUUGGCAGAUUUUAUUCUUACAAAAAAAUGACAGUAGCACGCAAUAAAGAUAUUAAAUGGGGGCCUUAAUAUAGCCUGUCCCCAUUUAUGAAAUUUUAUUUGGGGUCCCUUGCUACCACAAAAAAAUUGUGAGUGACCCUGUAUUCAUGUUUUGUUCAUGGUAAACACAUUGUGGGUUUUGGGUUUCUGUGUUCUAUGUGCUGCAAUUUGAAUUUCUGAAAUACAUAUUUUCAUGGGAACAAUUUAUCAUGAGCUGUUUAUUUUAUUUAGGAAUGACAUAUGGGGCCUAAUUCUGUGUCAGGCAUACUUCCGAUGUUGACCGCAACUGAGUGUUUUUUUAUUCUCAGGUUGCACUGUCCAGAGUCUGUGCAAACAGUGUGAUGCAUGGUCUCUGAAAGGUCUUGAAAAUGUAUUGGGUAUUGGGUGUUCCUGGGAGGGGCAAAGAGGUGGCUAAUUGAAAUGGGGAAAGGGAAAUGGGAUGGCUACUGCACUAGUAUUAUCUUAUAUAUGUUUCAUUUUAACCCCGUACUGUGUCAAUGUCAUAAAUUUGACUCUUUAUGGGGGUGCUGCCACAGAAUAUAUUGUUGCUAAUAUGUUGGGACUAGUUUACAAAAAGAAAAAGAAAUUGGACUUGAAGUGGCACACUACUUAGAAUUAAUUAGACUUAUAAAAUGUAACUUUUAUUGAUAGGUUAUAAAAG
This is a messenger RNA of Pseudophryne corroboree (corroboree frog), 1685 nucleotides long. Its product is annotated as retinol dehydrogenase 7-like. The transcript is spliced from 5 exons. The record is from RefSeq and is a predicted model, not a curated record. Bases 90 to 1016 code for a protein of 308 amino acids. Lineage: Eukaryota; Metazoa; Chordata; Amphibia; Anura; Myobatrachidae. Gene Ontology annotation, molecular function: all-trans-retinol dehydrogenase (NAD+) activity. Gene Ontology annotation, biological process: steroid metabolic process; retinol metabolic process. Gene Ontology annotation, cellular component: intracellular membrane-bounded organelle.